AUGGCAAUGACGCUGCGGCACCGUGCGGUGUGCGCCCUGGCGCUCCUCGCGCUGCUCUGCGGCUGCUGCUGCGCCUCCGUCUGCGGGGCGACUGCGAACGCGAAAGACGGCGAUCUUGCGAGUGGAGGCGUUGCGCAGGCCGAGUUUCAGCGUUGGGGCGGGGAGCUUUCGCAUCGCUGGGAUGCUCCUCCCGUUGUCGGCAGGGCCGUCGUGGGCGCUCCAACUCAAGUGCCCGCAGCGCCUGGCUCUCCUCUUCCUCCCGUUGCUCCGCACAGGGGUGUUUCCACCGCCGUCCCAUGUUGUCUGAAGAACUGUGCUGCGUCCGUCUCUGAGGCCGCUAAAACUCCCUGCGUGCCCUACGCCGGGGGCGUCGCUGGUCAACCGCACGCGGCUGAUGGAACCCCCGGGGCGGCUGAAGACGGUGGCCCACCAGCGGCUUUUGAUGGAGCGGUGAGUGCUGGCGGUGUAUCUCCUCCCGCCUCUUCUCAUUCUGCUCAUUCUGGCUCGCGGGAGGGCAACCACACAGUUGGCACUCCUUCCGCUCCGUGUGAAGUGAAGGAUUCGGAGAAGCCGGAUGCACCUUGUGCUCCUCGAACGCAGUACUCUCACGCUGCUGCCGCGCAUUCGCAGCCAGACAUUGCCGGUCCCUCUCUCAGCAGUGAAAGGGUUCCUGCGCCUUCCCAAACGAGCGUCCCCCGUUCUCCUCGUCCUGCUGUUGUCCCUCAGGCCGAGCAGAAUCUCCAGAACCCUGCCUUUUCGCACCUUCACAGCGGCGGUGUCCCUGGCGCGGUGCUUGUGGGGCCGCAUUCCCUCUCGCUGCGCCUGGGCGCAGGACAUGCGUCGCGUGAAGAGGCGGCGAGCAACGUGGAUGCAGGCAAACCAGGCGGUGUGCAGCACACUGGUGGCCCCGCCAACGGCGCAGAGCGACGCGAUGAAAGCGGGCAAGCACGUGCUGUCGCUGCGGAGGCAGUUCCCUCGGCGCAGACGAGCAGCGUGAGUUCUGCUGAAAACGGGGCGACGACAGGGGAAGAGGCCGCGGCUGCCGUCCCUCAGGGGCAACGCGGUGUGUCGUCGUCGGGCGCAGCCGCUCCCGCUGGGGCGGCGAAGGAGGGGAGCCGCACAGAAGCAAUGGGCGCGGCAGGCGGUGCGGCAGAACAGGGCCGGGGAGCUGGUGCGGCGGGAGAAGCCCGUGCAGAAGCCGCGGCGGCCAGAGAUGCGGCAUCCGUCCCCGCACCCCACAACGAGAGCAACAGCAGCAGCAGCGGGGGUCUGCUGCAGAAGCGCAACGCCGAGGAAGACGCUGUGUGUGGGCGCCGAGUGCUGCCGCCGCUGCUUCUGUUGGGGCUGUGGGCCUUUGCGGCUCUGUGA
Molecule: messenger RNA, 1368 nt
Organism: Trypanosoma conorhini
Lineage: Eukaryota; Euglenozoa; Kinetoplastea; Trypanosomatida; Trypanosomatidae
Exons: 1
Coding region: 1-1368 (455 amino acids)
Source: RefSeq, a predicted model, not a curated record